Messenger RNA from Alternaria arbusti, 909 nucleotides. RefSeq lists its product as uncharacterized. The coding region runs from base 1 to 909 and encodes 302 amino acids. Gene Ontology annotation, cellular component: endoplasmic reticulum membrane. Gene Ontology annotation, molecular function: alpha-1,2-mannosyltransferase activity. The transcript is spliced from 6 exons. Lineage: Eukaryota; Fungi; Ascomycota; Dothideomycetes; Pleosporales; Pleosporaceae. Gene Ontology annotation, biological process: GPI anchor biosynthetic process. The record is from RefSeq and is a predicted model, not a curated record.
AUGCCGACCCGCACCAACGCUGCGAGGGACACGAAUCCGAGCGGGACUGGUGCUCCACCACGCGCUCCGUCCAACAGCUAUCGUGACUCGACGCUAAACAUCUUCGCUCUGCUGCUUGCCUUCCGCAUCGUCAACGCACUAACCCUGCGCUCCUUUUUCCAGCCCGACGAGUUCUUCCAGUCCCUCGAACCUGCAUGGCAGCUUGCGUUUGGCCCCGCCAGCAAUGCCUGGAUCACCUGGGAAUGGAGAUCCCAAUUGCGGUCGUCCCUGCAUCCAGCGCUAUUCGCUGCCGUCUAUCGAGUCGCGGCACAUGUUGCUGACCUCUGUGGCUUGACCUUGCCUGCUAAAGCCGAACUACUCCUAGCUGCUCCGAAAGUUACCCAAGCCGUCUCUGCAGCCUUGCUUGAUUGCUACACAUGGAAACUUGCAGAAAAAGUCUACGGUCGUGGCAGUCGCACUGCCCUUACUACUCUUGCAUUGUCUGUCUGCAGCCCGUGGCAGUGGUUCUGCGCGACCCGAACACUAUCCAACUGUCUUGAGACUACCAUCACUUCUGUCGCUAUUUACUAUUGGCCUUGGCAGGGUGCAGCAACAGCUAGCAAGGGUCAGACGCAUAUUGCACACCACGACCUCGGCUCCCUCUCAGAGUUGCGCCUGUCACUGCUGUUGGCAGCGCUUGCGUGUAUUCUCCGGCCCACCAAUGCACUCAUAUGGUUGUCCGUAUCCGUCCCAGCUCUAUGGCAAGCCUCACAUCGGCUGCGCUAUGUGUUGGUCCGUGAGAUCCUGAUUUGCGGUGCAAGGCUCCAUUACCGGGCUCUGCGUUCUCUGCAAACUACCCUCCGCCGUCCUGGUAUUGUCAGUCGCGACCGAUCGGCUCUAUUACAGGGUCUGGACUCUUCCGCCGCUUAG